Messenger RNA from Cavenderia fasciculata, 483 nucleotides. RefSeq names its product ABC transporter B family protein. The coding region runs from base 1 to 483 and encodes 160 amino acids. The record is from RefSeq and is a predicted model, not a curated record. Lineage: Eukaryota; Evosea; Eumycetozoa; Acytosteliales; Cavenderiaceae. The transcript has a single exon. Gene Ontology annotation, molecular function: ATP binding; ATP hydrolysis activity; ATPase-coupled transmembrane transporter activity.
AUGGUCGGCCAAGAACCCAUCCUGUUUGGCGGUACCAUCGGCCAAAACAUCUCCUACGGCAAAGACGGUGCCACGCAGCAGGAAAUCAUCGAUGCCGCCAAGGUUGCCAAUGCCCACGACUUUAUCAUCAACCUGCCCAACGGCUACGACACCCAGUGCGGUGAAAAGUACACCCAACUGUCUGGUGGCCAAAAGCAGCGUAUCGCCAUUGCCCGUGCCGUCAUCCGUAACCCUCGUAUCCUCUUGCUCGACGAGGCCACCUCGGCACUCGACAAUGAGUCGGAAAAGCUCGUGUCACAGGCCCUCGAAGCCAUCACCAAGGGCAGAACCACCCUCGUCAUUGCCCACAAACUCUCCACCAUCCAGAAUGCAGAUACCAUUGCCUUUGUAAAAGGAGGUCAAAUCAUCGAACGUGGUAGUCACGAAGAAUUACUUGAACAAGAAGGUCCUUAUUAUCAAUUAAUCCAAAGACAAAAGUUAUAA